Episyrphus balteatus (marmalade hoverfly) is the source of this 2128-nucleotide messenger RNA. It is a transcript of the gene P58IPK, whose product is annotated as dnaJ homolog subfamily C member 3. Gene Ontology annotation, cellular component: endoplasmic reticulum. Gene Ontology annotation, biological process: protein folding in endoplasmic reticulum. The transcript has 4 exons. Gene Ontology annotation, molecular function: misfolded protein binding; protein-folding chaperone binding. Lineage: Eukaryota; Metazoa; Arthropoda; Insecta; Diptera; Syrphidae. The record is from RefSeq and is a predicted model, not a curated record. The coding region runs from base 196 to 1686 and encodes 496 amino acids.
UCAAAAUAAUAAUCUAUCGUAGCGGUUGGAAAAAUCAUCAUCUUAAACACGAACACCCUAAAAUUGAUAUCAAAUUCAUUUUAAUAUCAUUCAUAAAUAAGUGUUUAAAUUAUCCAAAAAAAUAUGUUCUAAAGAACCAAAACUUUUCAAAGCAAUAUCUACCUUUGAAAUUAACACAAAGUCUAUUUAAAAAAUAUGAGCGCCUUUCUUCUAAGUGAUAUUUCUCCAUUGGGAGACCGAAAAUUAGCUGCUUGUGUGAUAUUACUUAUUUUGGAAUUAUUUUUAGAUGGUGCCAAAGCUGCUAAAAGUGCAGAUAUUGAAAACCAUCUGGAAUUGGGGAAAGAAUUUUUAGCCCGAGGCCAACUAGCAGACGCCCUAACACACUACCAUGCAGCUGUUGAGGGCGAUCCAAACAAUUAUUUGACCUUGUUUAAGCGAGGUACAGUUUAUCUUGCUCUGGGAAAGACACGAUUUGCAAUUCAGGACUUCGCAAGAGUCCUUGAACUUAAGCCAGACUUUACAGCUGCUCGGCUACAAAGAGGUACUGUUUUCAUGAAAUCAGGAGAGUACCAAUUGGCUGCUGACGAUUUUGCUCAUGUGCUUCAGGAAGAGCCCUACAAUGAAAUUGCCAAUGAAUACUAUUCUCGUAUUGCCCCAGCCAAUGAACAAUGGCAACUGUGUGUUGAUUUGAUGUCUCGCGGAGAUCAUCGCUCAUCAAUUGUUCUUCUGACACAGUUGCUUGAGAUUUCACCGUGGUCGACAGUAUUUCGACAAGCAAGAGCCGAUGCAUAUAUUGCCCAAAACGACUACUUGGCUGCGAUAUCUGAUUUGCGGUCAGUGAACAAACUUACCCAAGACAGUACAGAUGGCUAUUUCCGACUUGCCGAAUUACUCUACCGAAUUGGACAUGCUACCAGCGCCCUCAAGGAAAUUCGAGAAUGCCUCAAACUCGAUCCCGAGCACAAAGACUGCUUCCCGCUCUAUAAGAAGCUGCGUAAGGUAGAAAAAUCCUUGAGUAAUGCAGAAUCAGCUAAAGAAGAGAAACGAUAUGCCGACUGUGUCACUUCGGCUGAAUCAGUUCUCAACCAGGAGAAAGAAGAAAGCAUGAUCAUUUUCGAGGCUAAGAGACUGCUGUGCGGAUGUCUCACUCAAAACGAAGAAUACACGAAAGCAAUAUCCAGAUGCAAUCAAGCUCUGGAAAUCAUGAAAGACGCACAAAUUCUCUGUGAUCGCGCCGAUGCAUACAUCGGAGCCGAAAUGUACGAUGAUGCCAUACAUGACUUCCAGGCUGCUCUGGAACUUGAUGAGAGUCUUCAAUGUGCCAAGGAAGGUGUUGAAAAAGCCAAGAGGCUACAAAAGCAAUCCGAACGAAGAGACUAUUACAAAAUCUUGGGUGUUAAACGAAAUGCCAAUAAACAGGAGAUAACCAAAGCCUAUCGGAAGGCCGCACAAAAGUGGCAUCCCGAUAACUUCAGAGAUGAGGAGAAAAAAGUGGCGGAAAAGAAAUUCAUUGACAUAGCAGCAGCCAAAGAAGUGCUAACAGAUCCAGAGAAAAGGAGACAAUUUGACAAUGGUGAAGAUCCUCUGGACCCUGAGGGUGGUCAGCAAGGAUUCCGUGGUGGUGGUAGCCCGUUCGCUCAUUUCCAUCACGAUUCUCCGUUCCAGUUUAAAUUUCACUUUAACUAAGUCUCCAUGCACAUCCACCCGCCAGCCACAAAAGACUUCGCCCCUUUGAAACAGAUCCCUCUUAUACAAUCCAAGCCAGCAAUUUGAACAAAGUAAAAAUUAAUUUAAUACAAAAAAUUACAGCAUUUACAUAAUAGACAUUCAAAUAUCCAGAAGCACGCAAAUUCGCAAUGAUAUUACAAAUUUUGAACCUUUUUUUUUUAUAUUACUCCAUAUAUUUUGAUUUUGUUUAAUUAAUAUUGCUGAUCAAAUAUUUUUUGUGCGUGCUUUACGAUCAUGCACAAAGUAAAUUGAGGAGUUAUGUUUUUUUUUUCUAUAUAAACAGAAAACAUCUAGAGGGAUGCUAGUUUUUUUUUCUCUUGUAAAUAGUAGGGUAAUUUCGAUAUAUAAACUAUAUAGCGGUAAUAAAAUUGAAAAUAAAAUUUGUUACCAAGAUAUAAAA